Sceloporus undulatus (fence lizard) is the source of this 1462-nucleotide messenger RNA. RefSeq names its product ankyrin repeat, PH and SEC7 domain containing protein secG-like. NCBI's taxonomy places the organism in Eukaryota, Metazoa, Chordata, Lepidosauria, Squamata, Phrynosomatidae. Gene Ontology annotation, molecular function: protein binding. The coding region runs from base 247 to 1008 and encodes 253 amino acids. The transcript is spliced from 5 exons. The record is from RefSeq and is a predicted model, not a curated record. Gene Ontology annotation, cellular component: cytoplasm; nucleus. Gene Ontology annotation, biological process: intracellular signal transduction.
UGAGAAGGAGGCAGUGAGGCCGCUUUCCCGUCGGGCCGAGGGAGGGACUACAACUCCCAGCUCUCCCAGCUCCAGCCUGGCGACGUCGGCUUGGAAAUGGCGGCCUCCUCUCUGGGCCAGGAGCGGCGGAGGCUGAGGAGGAGGUGGAGGUGCUUCUUGCAGCCCAGCAGCAGAGGCCUCAGGAGGCGCUAAGGACAGACUGGAGUUUGAUGACACCCCACUCGGUACCUCUGUGGAGGCCCAUCCAUGUGGACGGAGGGUGUCUGUUCCAGUGGCAAGAUGGGCUUCUACAUCAGUUCCCUCUCCAGAGCCCCCUAUGGCAACAGGGCCCCACCUGAGGCCUCACGCCAUCCAGCCAAGCGGUACCAGGCAGCGCCCAGCUACAACUACCGGUGGACGGAGCUGCACUAUGAGGCCAGCCGUGGCAACGUGGAGAAACUGAAGCAACUCCUGAUAACCUCUGACAGGGAGCUGGUAGACAGGAAGGAUUAUUAUGGCAAGACCCCACUCUAUUGGGCUGCUUACAAGGGGCAGAGGCACACAGUGGAGCUGCUGCUGAAACAUGGUGCAAAUGUCAACACAUGCUGUAAACAUGGAGGGACCCCACUUCACGCAGCCGUUGGGCUCUUCCCGGACUGCACCUUGCUGCUGAUCCAGCAUGGUGCGGAUGUGAACCUGCAGGACAACUGGGGAGUGACCCCUAUGUACCUGGCAGCAUGCAGCGGACAAACAGAAUGUAUCCAGUUGCUGGUAGAGGCCGGUGCCUACAUCUCCUACAGAAACAAGAGAACCGGAGUCCCUCCCAAGCGUCUUGUCUCCCAGCCAGCCCUGAUCUCCUGGAUGGAAGCUUGCCGUCGGCAGCCACGUUCCCUCAAGCACCUCAGCCGCCUGUCUAUCCGAACUGCUCUGGGCCACAGCAGGCUCCAAGCCAUCACGGACUUUGACCUUCCACCACUGCUGAAGCAGUACCUUAUGUUUGAAGACUUGACUCUGCCAGAGGGCUUAUAGUCCCUCUCAGGAUGCAUGGCAGCUUCCAGCCACAUCAGCUGGCAUUCUCCCCUGUGUCUGCAAGUUCACGGGGCCUAUGUUGCCUUUUUCCUGCCCAGCAUCUUGCCUUUUCUUGCCUUUUUCCUGCCCAGCGUUUUAAGCAGAAGUAACUGUCUGGCCUUUGACCGGAAAAGAGCAUCCUUCUAGAUGAAGCCAAGGGUUUAUCAUGUCCCAAAUCCUGUCCCCAUACAUGAAACCUAAGCAGAGUACAAUUAAGCUAUGAUGCAGUUACAUACGGGCUUUAAAGCAGGCUAUCAUGCAGGUUGAAUAUCCCUUAUCCAGAAUUCCAAAAUAAUCAGAAAUUCUAAACUGACCAUGAGUGGCUGAGAUAGUGACACCUUUGCUUUCUGACAGUUCAGUAUACACAAACUUUGUUUCAUGUGCAAAAUUAUUAAAAUAUUAUAUAUAAAAUUAA